GGAAACGGUAUAAUUUGAUGACACUUUUUUGACCUUUUAAGUGCCAGAAGAAUUGUUCUCUUCUACUACUUGUCCCAUUCAACACAUUCCACACGAAUCUCAAUUGCAUGACAGUGGUGACGAAAAACUCUUGAAUUCGUAAAAAAAAAGCAGCAAUCUAGGAUGAACCACCUGUCCAUUAAUCUCGAAACCUCCAUGAAUCUUUCCCAUUUUUAUUCCUUGCUUUUUUCCCCUUAACCCACCGUUUAUCAUUGCAGAAAAACCAAAAACUACCGCCAACAGUUUGAAGAAGUCCACAAACAAUGGCUGACCGUUUCUUCCCCAAUGAAAUGCCUGAUUACAUCCCAGAAACUUCAGGAAUCAUUUCGGAAACAGCGGAUGGACUUACCAAGCUUCUUCAUCUCCCCUUCAAGUCUGUUUGUGAAUUGCUCAAGAAUUCAGCUUUGGAUCUCAAAGACGCUGUGGUGAGAGAAACAUGGAUAAAUAGUGAAAAACGAGUGCAAGAUUAUACACUUUACACGGGUGCUUUAGGGACUGCUUUCUUGCUCUUCAAAGCUUAUCAAGUGAUUAGUGAUAAACAUGAUCUUGCUUUGUCUUCUCAGAUCAUUAAGGCUUGUGAUUCUGCUUCCCGUGCUUCCAAGAAUGUUACUUUCAUAUGUGGACGAUCUGGUGUCUGUGCUCUUGGUGCUGUGGUUGCAAAACAAGCUGGUGAUGAACAUUUAUUCAGUCACUACCUCUCAGAGUUCAAUCAGAUCAGGCUUCCUUCUGACCUUCCAUAUGAGUUGCUCUACGGAAAAGUUGGUUUCUUGUGGUCAUGUUCUUUCCUAAACAAGCAUAUCGGCGAAGGCACCGUAUCAAAUUCAACCAUGAGGGAAAUUUUUGCGGACAUUAUAAAAGCUGGAAGAAAUUCAGGAAAGGGAAGAUGCCCGUUAAUGUAUGAGUGGCACGGAAAAAAGUAUUGGGGUGCUGCCCAUGGUUUGGCUGGAAUUUUACACGUCUUAAUGGAUAUGCAGAUGACAACAGACGAGCAAGAAGAUGUAAAAUCUGUGUUACGCUACAUGAUUAAAGGUCGUUUCCCUAGUGGAAACUAUCCUUCUAGUGAAGGUAGUGAAUCAGAUCGUCUUGUCCAUUGGUGCCACGGUGCCCCUGGAAUAACCCUUACCCUUGCAAAAGCAUAUCAGGUUUUUGGCAAUAAAGAAUUCCUACAGGCUGCUGUAGAUGCGGGAGAGGUAGUUUGGAACCGAGGUCUGCUAAAAAGAGUUGGAAUUUGCCAUGGUAUAAGCGGAAACACCUAUGUAUUUCUUGCUCUCUACCGUAUAACCGGAGAUGCUAAGUAUUUGUAUAGAGCUAAAGCAUUUGCCAGUUUCCUACUCGAUAAAUCUCAGAGACUCAUUGCUGAGGGGUUUAUGCAUUGUGGUGACCGCCCUUAUUCAUUGUUCGAAGGGCUUGGAGGAACGGCUCAUCUCUUCUUUGACAUGAUUGAAACAGCUGAAGCAAGAUUCCCUGCUUAUGAACUGUAGCUUCUUUAACAAGUGCUUGUACAUUUCGUGUGCUUUUGUAAAGAAAUACUCGAAACCAUAGAAAAAGGCCGGUGAAAGCUUAUGAUUUACUGAUGUAAAUGUUGCAUGACAGCGACGUUUGUAGCUGCAAGACAUACAAACAGCCUGCAAUCGUACUAUAUGUAGUCCCUAUAAUACAUUUUCUUCUUCUAACGUUUAUAUAUAUAUAACAAUGGUGUAAGAAUGUUAUGGAACGGUGUGACUGAUUUCCUACACAUGACUGAUUUAUGAUUAAGGUUAUUUAUGUG
Molecule: messenger RNA, 1807 nt
Organism: Amaranthus tricolor (Joseph's coat)
Lineage: Eukaryota; Viridiplantae; Streptophyta; Magnoliopsida; Caryophyllales; Amaranthaceae
Product: lanC-like protein GCR2
Exons: 6
Coding region: 303-1520 (405 amino acids)
Biological process (GO): peptide modification; carbohydrate metabolic process
Cellular component (GO): plasma membrane
Source: RefSeq, a predicted model, not a curated record